Anolis sagrei ordinatus is the source of this 348-nucleotide messenger RNA. The record is from RefSeq and is a predicted model, not a curated record. Lineage: Eukaryota; Metazoa; Chordata; Lepidosauria; Squamata; Anolidae.
UUAGCUCGUAACAUCCAGCGUACAGCAGUGAGGCAAGCUCACCAUAAGCAUGAGCCUGAUUUUCAUGACAAAUACGGCAACCUGAUUCUAAUUGGAGGAGCAGCCUUCUGCGUCUCGAUUUGGAGCUACGUUGUAACGCAAACCGGGAUCGAGUGGAAUCUGUCUCCUGUGGGCCGGAUCACGCCCAAACCAUGGCGAGAGGAGUAAAGAUGAUCUUCACAUGCUUCUAAAAAGAUGGGAAGAGUCACGGACUGGUUUAAAAUUUCAUUGGGAUGUUCCCACCAUACGCCUAAGGCGGCACAGUUCUCUAUAUUAUUCAUGAUGUAAUAAAAAAUAUUUAAAAUUAAA